Messenger RNA from Spirodela intermedia, 2772 nucleotides. Lineage: Eukaryota; Viridiplantae; Streptophyta; Magnoliopsida; Alismatales; Araceae. The record is from the annotation of a GenBank genome assembly.
AUGGAACUAGAUAUGGUUGAGGAAGGCUUAAGAAACUUGGAAGUGCUGAAGGUCGUCCGGGUCGGGAGCUGGAUAUAUAACUGCCUAGGGAGCCUUACCGGUCUCUGCGAGCUGCAAAUAACAGGCAUCAAAGGCUGUCAUCAUGCCGUGCUGUCAUCUUGGCUACCGAAGUUUCCUUGGCUGAAGAAGUUGUUCUCGGACGCCGAGUCCAUCCCAGAUUGUCUAUGGACAUCCCAGACUCUCAAGGUUGGAUGGCGAAGUGACAAGACCACAGCGACAAAGUUCUGGCGGCCACCAGUGGGCCCCCUAUCUCGUCAAACUCGUACUACACAACACCAGACUGGGUCAAGACUCGAUUGCGGCGCUCGAGAACCUCCCUAAACUUAGAUAUCUGUAUCUAGGUCCUUGGUCCUACGUAGGAACCGAGAUGAGCCGCUCCCGCAACGGGUUCCCGUAACUGGAGUCCCUCGUAGUUAACUCAUUGUACGAGUUAGAGUGAUGGGUAGCUGAGACUGGGGCCAUGUCCCGCCUGAGGAGCUUGAAGGUCUUCGACUGCGGAAGGUUGGCGAUGCUUCCGGAAUGGUUUGCAAGACAUGGCUGCUUUGAAGGACCUCGCUUUGUUGGAUAUGUCCCCUGAAAUCUGUUUGAGAGCUCAAAAGGAGGAGAGGACUGGCCCAAGAUCCAACACAUACAUACCUUCAAUCACCAUUGCACACUCAUCAACUAACAGUGACAUGGGGAAACCCGCAUGGAGGUUUUUCAGUAUGAAUGAUGCAGCACAGUUUUUGUGCGUUUAUUUUGGGAGUCUUACAUGUUAUUUUAGGAGUCUUACAUGAAUGGAGACAAAUCAUGCAAUUAGAAUUUCAUGUCCUAGUUAAGAAUAAUACUUGGUCUCUAAUUCCCCGGCAACCCAAUCUUCAUGUUAUUGGGUGAAAAUGGGUCUAUAAAAUUAAACAGAAACCUAAUGGUACCAUUGAUAGGUGCAAAGCUCGUCUAGUAGCCAAAGGUUUCUCUCAACAGGAAGGUUUUGACUACUUUUAAAAUGGAGGUUUUAAAGUAUGAAUGAUACAGCAUAGCUCUUGUGCGUUUAUUUUGGGAGUCUUACAUGUGCUACUUUUGUCUUUGCUUAGUAUAAAGAGAAUGCAUGUUUGAUGCUUAUCAAAUGGUACCUGGCAUGUAUGGCACGCAGUCUUAUGUGCAAGCAGCAGCAAAAUAAGUGUUCAACCUUCAUAAGAAUGUUGUGAAUAAAUAGGCAUGCAUACAAUGCAUGUCAUGUUCGAAACCAGAAUAAAUUAUAUGCCACAAGGUCAAUUACGUAUCAGCCUAUAUUGCUUGCUAGUGAUAUUUUUAUGUGCUUAUACAAUCAUUUGAGAAUCAACUGGAGAUAUCCCAAUAUUAUGAAUGACGAACUUUAGCUUUAUUCCUGAAUUAGUGUUGGAAAACAUACUAAUAACAUUUUGAUGUCAAAGUCGUGGCUCUGAAAGUCUGACUAGCUGCCUGGAUCAACCUAUAUUUCUAGCUCUGUUUGAAUGGAGUUUAAUUUUUGUAACAAACAUUUAAUGACGUGUAUUUUUUUUUAAGUGACUGUUUCUUGAGACUGCUGCUUAUGACAGUUCUUUCUCCCAUCUUUAGCUUCUCAGUCUGUGAAGAAAAUCAUAGAGAUCAAUCCAUACAUGCUUGGGACAAUGGCUGGAGGGGCCGCAGAUUGCCAAUUUUGGCACAGAAAUCUGGGGAUCAAGGUACACUUUUUGCUCACCUUUUUUCUAGUGUUCAUUUAGUGAAUGACAAUUAUUCACGUAAAGCUGAUUCUGACCUCGAAUAAUGCAACACGUUUCUAAGUUUCGUUAUUUUUUGUUCCUCUAUUCCUUUCAGUGUCGUCUGCAUGAACUGGCAAACAAGCGCAGAAUUUCGGUGACAGGUGCCUCAAAGCUGCUGGCCAAUAUUCUGUAUUCCUACAGGGGAAUGGGGCUUUCCAUAGGAACUAUGAUUGCUGGAUGGGAUGAAACGGUAUAAUCGUUGAAGGGUCUUUAACUCAUUUCACCUUCUUGCCUCUGUUUCUGGCCAUUUGAUCAUUUACACCACAACGUACAGGGCCCUGGUCUAUACUACGCGGAUGCCGAAGGAGGCAGGCUUAAAGGUAAAAGGUUUUCUGUUGGAUCAGGAUCACCGUACGCAUAUGGGGUGUUGGACAGUGGGUAUGUCUCUAACUAUCCUUUCCAUUGAUAUGAUUAUAUGUAUCAAUAUAUGCAUUCCAUAAAGCAUUUAUCUGCUUGAGCUAGGUACCGCUACGACAUGACGAUUGAAGAAGCUGCGGAAUUGGCUCGACGGGCCAUCUAUCAUGCCACAUUCCGAGAUGGAGCUAGUGGUGGAGUUGCUAGCGGUAAUGUUUCUUCAUUCUCCAUCCACUCUUCCUUGCCGAAUAACGCAGACACCUAAACCACGUGAUGAUUUUAUCUGCCGAUGAUUUAUUUCCUUUGUGAUGAUUUCUAAAUGUGUUGCAAAAUCCUGAAGAAGUUCCCUUGCAAACUGAGGGAAACCCCUGAUAAGUCCCACAUUACAAAAAAAGAGAAGAUAAUUCCUGUGGCUAUAAUAUAAUUAUGCCGUAUAGUUUUUAAUUUGAAACUUAAUUAAUUUGCAUCAUAUCUGCUCCCUAAAAUUCUUUGUUCUUCAGUUUAUUACGUUGGGCCUGAUGGAUGGAAGAAGCUCUCUGGGGAUGAUGUCGGGGAGCUGCAUUACAAGUACUAUCCCGUCGUGCCAAGCCCAGUGGAGUAG